AACAAAAUAAAAAAAAAAAUUAUUAAUGUUGUUUACCAAUCAUNAUGAUCUUCUUUUUCUGGUUCUAUUCGAGCCGAUCUCUCGAUCUUUCAUCUCCAUUUUCCUUUUUUUAUCAGGUUCUCUAAAAUUCAGAUUUGUCUGAAAAAUUACAAGCCGAAGAAAUUAAAGUGAAGGGUGAAGGAUUAAAUGCGCCUAUUAAAUCAAAGAAAGAUUUGAUUUUUCGAAAAGGGCAUCUCAAAUUUCGGUCAAAGAUCAAACUUUCAGAAUGGGCAUCUGAUAUUUCUCCAAAUUGUUGAAUUUCUGAAAAUGGGUCUUCGAAAUUGUUGAAGAAGAAAUUUGUCUGCUCAAGAUUUUGCGUUUGGAUCUUAAACAGAUCGAGCUACAGAGGUGUCUGAAGCUAGGAAUUUGGGAGAUCUUUUUAUUUUUCCUUUUUUUUUUUAUUUUUCAUUUCCCCAAAAAAUGGCAGCAAUUGACAUAGAAAAUGUGGAGUGCGUAUCUUCAUCUGAUGGGAUCGAGGACGAAGAGAUCCGGGCAGCCGUAUCUUCUAAUCCAAAUCAAUAUUCUUCAAAGCGCCAUAACAUAAUCUCAUCUGGGCUUGGACCCACAAGUGUUCAUGAGUUGCUCGAAUGCCCAGUUUGCACUAAUUCUAUGUACCCACCAAUCCAUCAGAACAAUCGAAAUGGUGAUGUGAAUAGCUUUGAAGUUUUGAAUGAGUGCCACAACGGGCACACUCUUUGCUCGACUUGCAAAGUGAGAGUGCAUAACCGAUGCCCCACUUGCCGGCAAGAGCUUGGGGAUAUCAGAUGUUUGGCCUUAGAGAAAGUUGCCGAGUCCCUCGAGCUUCCCUGCAAGCACUACUCUUUGGGCUGCCCAGAAAUAUUUCCUUACUACAGCAAACUCAAGCACGAGGCAGUUUGUAAUUUCAGACCAUAUAAUUGCCCCUAUGCCGGGUCCGAAUGUGCUGCCACUGGGGAUAUACCCUUUCUUGUUUCACACUUGAGAGAUGACCACAAAGUGGACAUGCACUCUGGAUGCACUUUUAACCACCGAUAUGUGAAGUCGAACCCUCGUGAGGUUGAGAAUGCCACGUGGAUGUUAACUGUAUUCCACUGUUUUGGGCAGUAUUUCUGCCUCCAUUUCGAGGCCUUUCAGCUUGGGAUGGCCCCAGUUUACAUGGCCUUCCUCCGUUUCAUGGGGGAUGAAAACGAGUCGCGCGAAUAUACCUACAGUCUUGAGGUGGGUGGAAAUGGAAGGAAGCUCGUCUGGGAAGGAACCCCAAGAAGCAUUCGGGACAGUCACCGUAAGGUCCGUGAUAGCCAUGAUGGGCUGAUUAUACAGAGGAAUAUGGCCCUCUUUUUCUCUGGUGGGGACCGAAAAGAACUCAAGCUCAGGGUCACGGGUCGGAUUUGGAAAGAGCAACAGGGCUCGGAUUCCGGUGUAUGCAUCCCGAAUCUUUGUAGUUGAGGAUGUGAGUUCGAAAGAUGGGCGGGUUAUUUUUGUUUUAAAUUUAUGUUGUGGUUUUUGUGUUUGUGUUUUUAACUCGAAUAUAUUAAUGUAUGUUUUUAUUGUAAUUUGGGAUUUCUGAUAUGGGUUUUAACAGCAAUGAAAUGGUACUGAUUUUAUGCAUUUGGGUGACAGAUCAAGUGGAUAUGUUUAAACAGGCUGCAGUUUCUUUGGGUUC
Molecule: messenger RNA, 1681 nt
Organism: Striga asiatica
Lineage: Eukaryota; Viridiplantae; Streptophyta; Magnoliopsida; Lamiales; Orobanchaceae
Source: the annotation of a GenBank genome assembly